AUGGCGGCGCCCUUUCAGGACGAGCUGUGGGCUCUGGCCUCCAUUUUCUGCGGGCCCGGAGAACAGUGCGAGGUGCUCAACAGCUCAGAGACAGAUGGGACCGUGUUCAGAAUUUUCACAAAAGCCGAAGGACUUGCGGAAACAGAGACACCUCUGGAAUUGGUGUUCCAUUUGCCCGUUAAUUAUCCAGCCUGUCUACCUGGUAUCUCAGUUCAUUCUGAACAUCUGACCCGAGCCCAGUGUGGGUUUGUGAAAGAGAAGAUACUCGAGCAAGCAGAGAAAUUUUUGUCAGAACCAAUGAUGCAUGAGCUCAUUCUCUGGACUCAGCAGAAUCUUAGGCACCUUCUAAACCAACCAGCAGCUGGCAUUGGCAGGGAAAGGAACACUUUUACAGGCAUACCUGCGGAUGAUGCAUUGUGGAUGACUCUUUUGCAUGUCGAUCACAUGAGAGCAAAGACUAACUAUGUCAAAACAGUGGAGAGAUGGGCUUCUGACUUAAGACUGACUGGAAGACUGAUGUUCAUGGGCAAACUCAUCCUGAUUUUACUGCAAGGCGAUAGACACAGUAUCAAGGAGUACCUGAUUCUUCAGAAAACCUCCAAAGUAGAUGUGGACUCAAGUGGAAAGAAAUGCAAAGAGAAAAUGAUGAGUGUACUGUUCGAAACAAAAGUACAGACAGAACACAAAAGGUUUUUGGCAUUUGAAGUCAAAGAGUAUUCAUCGUUGGAUGAGUUACAAAAGGAAUUUGAAACUGCAGGACUUAAGAAGCUUUUCUCUGAAUUUGUACUGGGGUUAGUAAAAUGAAACGGAAAGCAGGAAUCUUUUAGUAAAAUUGGCUUUUUUCCCUGUUUGUCUUGGACUUUGGGAGUGGCUAAUAGAAAUAUUCAUUAGGGAACAAUAUCAAAGUUUCUUUGAUAUGAAUUUAUAGACAUCAUCCUAACUUUAGGAACAAAAGCCAGUUAUGUUUAUAGAAUAUUAAACAGAACAAGCUCUGUGUAUUCUAAUAUUUGUUAGUAAAGGCUA
This is a messenger RNA of Suncus etruscus (white-toothed pygmy shrew), 1023 nucleotides long. RefSeq names its product RWD domain containing 3 (gene RWDD3). Gene Ontology annotation, molecular function: protein binding. The transcript is spliced from 4 exons. Lineage: Eukaryota; Metazoa; Chordata; Mammalia; Eulipotyphla; Soricidae. The record is from RefSeq and is a predicted model, not a curated record. Gene Ontology annotation, biological process: positive regulation of hypoxia-inducible factor-1alpha signaling pathway; positive regulation of protein sumoylation. The coding region runs from base 1 to 804 and encodes 267 amino acids.